Messenger RNA from Parnassius mnemosyne (clouded apollo), 1398 nucleotides. NCBI's taxonomy places the organism in Eukaryota, Metazoa, Arthropoda, Insecta, Lepidoptera, Papilionidae. The record is from the annotation of a GenBank genome assembly.
AUGGAAGAAAAGUUAAAUGAAAUGGAACAAGCUGGUAUCAUCACAAGGACAUCAACGCCUUACAGUAGUCCAUUGACAUUCACUCUUAAAAAAGACGGCUCAGUUAGAGUUCUGCUUGAUGCCAGAAGCAUAAAUAAGAAAAUGGUUGCAGAAACAGAGAAACCACCUAUACAAUUAGAUGUUUUGAAUUCAUUUCACGGAGCGAAUUAUAUUACUACCAUUGACUUAAAUAAUGCAUAUUUUCAAAUUCCGAUAAAUAAAGAUGGUAGAAAAUAUACUGGAUUCACAUUCAAUGGAAAGUCAUAUGUAUAUAAUGUUUUGCCGCAAGGAUUAAAAACAUCAGUAGGAAGCUUUAGCAGAGCCAUAAAUUUAAUAUUAGGACCAGAAGUCCAAGAAUUUUGUGUGAACUAUUUAGAUGAUCUAGCCAUUAUUACAACAGGAACGUUAGAUAAACAUUUGGAGCACAUUGAUAUUGUUUUAAGUAAAUUGAACAAAGCUGGCUUAACGUGUAACUUGCAGAAAUGUGAAUUUAUUUGUAAAGAAAUUAAAAUGCUGUGUUUUAUAAUUUCAAAAGAAGGCAUAAAGACAGGUCCCGAUAAGAUUCGAGCGAUCCAAGAGUUUCCAGCACCUAAAAAGAUUAAACAAUUAAGGGCCUUUUUAGGUCUAUGCAAUUUUUAUAGAAGGUUUAUACCAAAUUACAGCGAGAGCAUAAUACCGCUCUGUGAAUUACUUAAAAAGGGACGAAAGUUCCAAUGGAGCGGUAAAGAACAGAAGGCAUUUGAUUUUAUAAAACAACAAUUUAUUAAUACAAUACAAUUGCAUCAUCCAGACUUUAAUAAGCCGUAUUAUUUACAAACAGAUUGUUCCGGUGUGGGUAUGGCCGGAGUACUAUAUCAGAUAGAUGAUAAUAAUGAAAUGAGAAUUUUAGGCUAUCAUAGUAAAGCCUUAAAAGGCCCCGAAUUAAAUUGGUCUGUUACUGAACAAGAGUUUUAUGCUGUAAUAAGCAGCCUAAAGAAAUUUGAAAUAUAUUUGAGGGGCAGUAAAGUAAUAAUACUAACUGAUCAUAAAGCAUUAUUGUUUAUUAAUAAUAUGAAGUUAUUCAAUGGUAGAGUAACCCGAUGGAUUUUGUAUAUAGAACAAUUUAAUUAUGAAGUACAGCAUAUAUCGGGUGGACGUAAUAUUGUUGCAGAUGUGCUAUCACGUUAUCCUCCUGAUGGCGAUUUAAUACAAGAGGAUAAAAAUAAUAGUUUAGAAAUUGCUUACACAGAGAGCGAACCGAAUAUUGAGUUGAUAGAAAAAUUAAAAUCCUUAUCAGUAUAUCAAUUACAAGAUUCAGAGUCGUUGGCUAUUAUUGAAAAGUUACUUACUUACUUACUUAUCUUCACGCACAAUCCCUGA